This is a messenger RNA of Echinops telfairi (small Madagascar hedgehog), 2589 nucleotides long. It is a transcript of the gene PPEF1, whose product is annotated as protein phosphatase with EF-hand domain 1. Bases 270 to 2192 code for a protein of 640 amino acids. Gene Ontology annotation, biological process: detection of stimulus involved in sensory perception. The record is from RefSeq and is a predicted model, not a curated record. Lineage: Eukaryota; Metazoa; Chordata; Mammalia; Afrosoricida; Tenrecidae. The transcript is spliced from 19 exons. Gene Ontology annotation, cellular component: nucleus; cytosol. Gene Ontology annotation, molecular function: iron ion binding; protein serine/threonine phosphatase activity; calcium ion binding.
UCCAAAUGACCUGGGCCAAUCUCGCGCCCCAGGGACUCCAACCCACCCUUCAUCUUUUUGGAAUGACUUACUAAUCUCGCAAUAACACCUGUUGGGGGAACACAUCCCCACUCAGCCUGAGGAAAACCAGAGUGUGUUUGAGGAAAGGCAGUGUCUCUGACUGAAGUGGAUCAACUAGGAGUGGCUCCUUGCAGCAUAGAGGGAGGUACUCUUCAAAUUGCCUCUGAAAUCCGAACCUGAAUGAAUGAACACAGACCAUUUUUGAAGACAUGGGGUGUGGAAGUUCCAUUGCCAAAAAACCCAGAGGAUCUGAUAAAGCAAUAAGAGCUGCAAUGAUCAUCCAGAAUUGGUACCGAAGUUACAGCGCUCGGUUGAAGGUUAGACAACGCUAUGCCCUCACCAUCUUCCAGUCAAUCGAAUAUGCUAAUGAACAAGGCCAAAUGCAGCUAUCCAGCUUUUUUACCUUCAUGUUGGAAAAUUAUGCAAAAGCAAAUGAGAAAGAACGUGAAUUAGUAACUCGAAUUUUUCGUAACGACCCUCAGGAGAAGGAUAGAGAGGAUUACGUGAAGAUGAUAAAUGUCCCAGAGUCCUACAAUGGGCCACGACUGCAAUUUCCUCUCACAUUUACAGAUAUUGAUUUACUUAUUGAGGGCUUCAAGCAACAAAAGAUACUUCAUGCUCAUUAUGUCUUAGCGGUGCUAUUUGAAGCCAAGAAAGUCUUGAUGCAGAUGCCGAAUGUCUCCCAUAUAAAAACCUUUCCCAGCAGAGAGAUAACAGUCUGUGGUGAUUUGCAUGGGAAACUGGAUGAUCUAUUUUUGAUCUUCUAUAAGAAUGGUCUUCCUUCAGAGGAAAAUCCUUAUGUUUUCAAUGGUGAUUUUGUAGAUCGAGGAAAAAAUUCCAUUGAGAUCCUCAUGAUCCUGCUAGUGACUUUGCUUGUCUAUCCAAAUGACCUGCACUUGAACAGAGGGAACCAUGAAGACUUUCUGAUGAAUCUGAGGUAUGGCUUCACUAAAGAAAUUAUGACUAAAUACAAGCUCUAUGGAGGAAAAAUCUUGAAAAUCUUGGAAGAAGUCUACACCUGGCUCCCAAUUGCUACAGUGGUUGAUAAUGAAAUUCUGAUCUUACAUGGCGGUCUGUCAGAGUCCACGGACCUGAAUUUACUCCAUCGUAUAGAAAGACAAAAAAUGAAAUCUGUGCUGAUACCACCAAUUUCACCAGAUGAAGAAGAUAUGAUUGACUCAAGGAAAAAUAAGGGAGGUGGCAGGAAAGGCAGGACAAGUGUAAUCCUUUCUGAACAGUUACUACAACAUGAAUGGGAACAGCUCGUGGACAUUCUGUGGAGUGACCCCAGAGGCAAAAGAGGCUGCUACCCAAACAAAAGCCGAGGAGGAGGCUGUUAUUUUGGACCAGAUGUUACAUCCAAGAUUCUUAAUAAAUACCAUUUGAAGUUGCUUGUUCGUUCUCAUGAGUGUAAACCAGAUGGUUAUGAAAUCUGCCAUGACGGGAAGGUUAUUACCGUGUUUUCUGCGUCUAAUUAUUAUGAAGAAGGAAGCAAUCGAGGAGCUUACAUCAAACUUCGUCAUUGUAUGGCCCCUCGAUUUAUCCAAUACCAAGUUACUAAGUCAACAUGUCCAAGAACUCUUUACCAAAGGGUGAAUACUAUCGAAGGUAGUGCCAUCAGGAUGUUAAAAGAGAGAAUGAUAGCACGGAAAACUGACCUCGUUCGCACUUUUGAAGCACAUGACCACACAAAAUCAGGAAAAGUUUCUCUGGGCCAGUGGGCUUUUUCCAUGGAGAGCGUUAUGGAGUUAAACUUACCGUGGAGAUCCCUGAGUGCACAUUUGGUGAAUACAGACAAAGAUGGAAAGAUCAACUACAUGUCUAGCUUUGAAGAUGUCCUCAUUCAAAAACCUGUGAAAGAGGUUCAGUCUUCUAUAAUUGAGACUCUCUGCAGAUACCGAUCUGACCUGAAGAUCAUAUUUAAUGUUAUUGACACUGAUCACUCAGGCUUGAUCUCUGUGGAGGAAUUUCGAGACAUGUGGAAACUUUUCAAAACUCAUUACAGUGUUCAUAUUGAUGAUUCUCAAGUUGACGAGCUUGCCAACAAAAUGGACUUAAACAAGGAUGGAAGCAUUGAUUUUAACGAGUUCUUAAAGGCUUUCCAUGUAGUACAUAAAUUUGAUACAAAGUAAAUACUAGACAUCAAGAAUUAGGAACUCCCUCAGGCUCCAUGUACACACUAAGACCACUGACACAACUUUCCUCAGCCCCUUAAAAUUCAUAGUCAGGAGUCGAGAAGAGUAGAUCCUAACUUAUUCCACAGCUCUAUGCAUAGUGUGGGUGUUGGAAGUGAAGUACAUAGUGAAUUGUUGGUAAGACUAUUUUAAAUGACUUUGACAAAGUUUGGUUCUAGUGUAAGAAACUACAUAUUACCAGUCAACAACUAGUUUUGAGUUUUGUGUCACCCAACCAGGAGACCAGAUCAGCCUAGAAGUAAACUGGAAAAAAAGAUUUAAGUCCCACAUUACUUCAGGAAAACCAAGUGAAUGGCUGAGGGUUGGGAAGAUGAAUAUUAAACUAUCAGUUCAA